Messenger RNA from Aspergillus glaucus CBS 516.65, 3075 nucleotides. Its product is annotated as putative C6 transcription factor (Mut3). The record is from RefSeq and is a predicted model, not a curated record. The transcript has 5 exons. Bases 1 to 3075 code for a protein of 1024 amino acids. Gene Ontology annotation, molecular function: sequence-specific DNA binding; zinc ion binding; DNA-binding transcription factor activity, RNA polymerase II-specific. Gene Ontology annotation, biological process: positive regulation of transcription by RNA polymerase II; DNA-templated transcription. NCBI's taxonomy places the organism in Eukaryota, Fungi, Ascomycota, Eurotiomycetes, Eurotiales, Aspergillaceae. Gene Ontology annotation, cellular component: nucleus.
AUGGCUGCUCCGUCGAGUCCUCUUUACGGCGAAAACCACGCCGGCCUUGCCCAUGAAGAUGAUGACCACUUCUACGAUGAUAAGGACCACUCCCAGGGAACGCCCUCGAACGAUCCGAAACAUAUGCAGAAGAGACGACGGGUGACCAGAGCCUGCGAUGAAUGCAGACGCAAAAAGAUCAAGUGCGAUGGGAAACAGCCGUGUACUCAUUGCACUGUGUAUAGUUAUGAAUGCACCUACGACCAACCGUCAAAUCGUCGCCGGAAUCCUGCCCCACAGUAUGUGGAAGCCCUCGAAAAUCGUCUGCACAAGGCCGAAGCUCUCAUCCGAGUUGUCCUUCCGGAUAUCAAUCUCGACGACCCCCAAUUCGAUUUGCAUGCGACGGAACAAAUGCUGGCAACAUCCAAAAAGGACAAGCAACAACCGCUGCAGCCACAGACACCGUCGCAAUCCCAACAGCCUGUCCCAAUCGCACCCCGAUCACCUGUUCCACCGCAACCGGCGCAGGCCCAAGAAAACCCAGAUGACUCAAUGCUGGAGACCAUGGUUGAUAGUGCGGGCCUUUUGGAUCUUGAUGACCAGGGCCAUUGGGAUUAUCACGGGCAUACUUCGGGCAUCAUCUUCCUACAGCGACUGCGAAAGCAACUCGGGGCGUCCGAUAUCCAACCACCUCCAAUGGGGUCGCGGCCGAUGCCGCCCAUGCUGGACAGUCCCAGAUCAGUGGGCGAUUCGCCGCAAGAAUCCUCGAUACCUCCUACGCAUGAUCUCCCACCACGGAACGUCGCGCGACGGCUGUGCCAUAAUGCCUUUGAAGAUGGCUGCUCUCUGAUGCGAUUUGUCCACGAGCCCUCGUUUUAUGCCAUGUUAGAUCGGAUUUAUGAUACCCCUGCUGAACAGUACAGUAAUGAAGAGCACUCGUUCCUUCCGCUUCUUUAUAUUGUCAUGUCCGUCGGUUGUUUGUUUUCGGAUGAUGGGGCUGGUACCCUCGAUGUGUCGGGCUACGAGACUGCAAUUGGUCAGGGCUUCCAAUUCUUCAAAGCUGGAAGGCAGCUGUUGGAAAUCACCGAUUGCCGGGAUUUGACCUCGUUACAAGCCAUCUGUUUCAUGGUGCUUUUCCUCCAGUCCUCCGCCAAAUUGAGUACAUGCUAUUCGUACGUUGGCAUCGCCCUUCGUUCCGCUCUUCGACUGGGCCUGCACCGCUCUGUCGCCGCGGAUUUCAACCCCAUCGAACGAGAAUUACGGAAGCGGAUAUUCUGGGUCGUCCGCAAAAUGGACGUUUACGUGAGCACCCUUCUUGGGCUGCCGCAGAUGCUGAGUGACGACGACAUCGACCAAGAAUACCCCAUGGAUGUCGACGGAGAAUUCAUCACAGCUGAAGGCGUACAGCCCAUGCCGCUUGACCGGACACCUUUGAUGGCUGGUUGUAAUGCUCAUACUCGCCUUGCAAAUAUCAUCAUGAAGGUGGUGAAGUACAUCUAUCCAGUUAAGAAUGCGCAAUAUCGCUCCGAGUCGGAUCACCGUUACGUGGUGAGCCACGCGAAGAUUCGGGAAAUCGAGCGCGAUCUCCAAUCUUGGAUGGAGGAGUUACCCCCGGAUCUUCGACCUGGCACCGAAGUCUCACCUCAACUCGAGCGUAUAAGACAGUUGCUCCGUAUUAGCUACGCACAUGUGCAAGUCGUCAUGUAUCGACCUUUCUUGCACUAUGUUUCCAGUGGGUCGCAGGCGCAAGGCGUAGAUAAACGGUCGUACGCAUGCGCCGCGGCUUGUGUCAGCGUCUCUCGUAAUAUUGUCCAUAUUACCACAGGGAUGCACAAGAGAGGACUCCUCAAUGGUUCCUAUUGGUUCACGAUGUACACUACCUACUUCGCCAUUCUCUCCCUAAUCUUCUUCGUUCUCGAAAACCCCGACUCGCCCACCGCCAAGGAUGGCGUGCUGAAGGACGCCAUGGAAGGUAAAAACACCUUGGCUGGGUUGGCCAAGAAGAGUCUGGCCGCGGACCGAUGUUCGCAGAGUCUUAACUGUCUAUUCAAGAACCUACCCGAACUGCUCAAAAACCGACAGAGCUCGGUCACUCCUGUUAAUCUCAAACGUCCUGCCCCAUCUAGCAAACCAAUCAAUCCCAGACCUACGAUUCCGGCUGAGAUGCGCGCACCCCAAAGAGCAAACACGACUCCGAUCCAGAUGAUGGCAAGGGCUCAAAGAGCUGAAGCGCGACCAAGGAGCCUGGACGAUGGUCAUGCACAUAGAGGCCAUAGCCGCACCAACAGCGACGUGCACAGUAAGACCGCGACCCCAAGAUGGGUGCCUUCGACACCGGAUUCUGCUGCAGCGGAGACUAGAUCGUCGACCCCAUCCAACACCAAUUUCUCGACACCCUCUCCCAUCCAACAAACAGCGGCGAGACGGGAUGCGUCACCGGCAUUCCAGUUCCCUCAGCAGUUCGCCAACUUUAAUAAUGUCCCUGACUUGAUGCCCAUCAUGUUCCCAUCAGAUGACCCAUUCGCAUACCCCACGCAACCAAUGUCGACAUUGGAAGAUGGGCACUUCUCAUUUGAGCAACAAUCCGGGAUGCCGUCUACUACUACGAUGGCGGGAAAUCCUAACGCUAUGGGCCUGUCGACCCCGACUUUGGAGAACUUUUCUAAUCUCUCUUUGUUCGCCAACGGCACUGGGACUCCUACGGGAAUGAACCCCGCGAUGGCAAACCGCUUUGCCAAUAGCCAACAGCCCAAUCAAUCCCGGCUCCAGUCACCCAUAUCCUGCAUGUCACCAUCUGGCGAAGUUGUUAGCAGUCCUGAUUUGGUUUCUAUUCCGAACCAGAAUUUCAUGUGGCAAGGGUAUAAUUUCCAGCCCCAGAACUGGACCGGCGACCAGCAGACCCAGCCGGACCAGCAGCCAAUGCCCGCACCCAACGGUGUGCCGGAUGUACCCACAGGAGUCGACGAGAACAAUCCGACGGGCAUGGGCAUCGAUCUGGGAAUCCCACUGGACGACAUCUUUGGUAGUAACGAGGCGUACCGGCCGGCCGGUAAUCUCAAUGAGGAUUGGCUUCAGUGGAUGAAUGUGGGGAAUUAG